GUCAUAACACAACAGUCUUCUUUGGAAGAGACUUGAAAAACUGGGAUGAGGAGAAAAAAAAAGAGGAAAAAAGCGUCGGAUGAAGUGGGAGCACGGAUUCGGUGAAUGGCAGUGCCCAGCUUAGAAGAAACGAAGAAAAAGCUGAUGCAAAUGGGAUAUGCUUGGCGCUGAAGAAUUUUCAUCAGAGUUAAGAAUAAAUAUCCACUAGACAGCCAACAUUCGACAUGGAUGUAGAAGAGUUCCCUCCCCCUCCACCGGAAGUGCUGGAGGAAGACUUGCCAUAUGCCGACGAAGAGGAAGGAGAGCAGUUUGCGUUUGACGACAGUGGGGACGAAGUUCCUGAAGCUGACAGACAGCCUCCUAUUCCCCCUGUGCCUGAUUACGAGAACCAGUUUGAUGCUCAAAAUCCCCAGGCCUUUCAACAUGGUCCUUCAGAAGGGCAACCACUUGGUAGAAGACACAGCAGCCCUGGAGAGCAAGAUGGUUCCAGUGAAGAACGUAUGCCUCCUUCUGCGGCCCCCAGGACCAUCUCUAGGUCUGGGAGGGCAAACCCCUACUCUGUCAUCGACAUCAGCCCCCUCCAGCAACAGCCUUGCUCUCCAGACACAGAGGCAGGUGGCCCAGAGGACUCUGGGAGCCCACGAGUUCCUAGUGGUUAUGCGGUGCCUGUGCCCUGUGGAUAUGCUGUGCCCUCAAAUGUUCCUCUGAUCAAGCCAGCUUACUCCACUCCGGUCAUCAUUCGCCAUCUUUCCGUUGAUGAGGAAGUAACUGUCCUUGGAACCAGCAACACUCUGUCAGCAGACAGUGUUUUUAGUGAAGAUCACCCAGUCAUUAAGGAAGAAGAUGCUUUAUCAAGAUGGGUUGCUGACCCAGCAAACACUGCUUGGAUGGAAAAUCCCGAUGAAGUGAUUUAUGAUGAUGUGCCCAGGGAAAACUCAGACUCCACCACAGACCCGGAUGAAAUGAUCUACGAUGACGUGGAACGGGGAGAGGAGGGAGGGAGCAGUUCUCUGGACAACGGCUGGAGCUCCAGCGAAUUCGAGAGUUACGAUGAGCAGAGCGACACCGAGGGCAGAACGGAGAAUGGCCUUCCGGACUCCUUCCUCAGAGGAAAAUCCCCCAGGAGCAAAACGCACCUUUCUCAAGAUCUGACUCGCUUGAAAGAACACUAUGAGAAAAAGAUGAAAGAUCUAAUGGCAAACACAGUGGGGACAGUAGAGCUUCAGCAGAUUAAGCAGAAGCACGAACGGAAGGUGCAGAAGUUGAUGAAGGCAGCAAAAGAAGGUACCAAAGAUGGACUAGAGAAAACCAAAGCAGCAGUGAAGAAGGGGCGCUCAUUCAUAAAAAACAAGUCUUUUUAUCAAGAUCGAAGGUUUGGGGAUCUUGAAGAGGAGACCAGUAUGUUUAUUGAAGUGGAGUGUCUCAAUGCGGAGCCUGUGAUGAAUCCAAUGCCAGAGGGACUCACACAACAACAGGUUAUUAGAAGGUACAUACUAGAAUCUAUAUUGGAAAGUGAGAAGAACUACUUGGAUGCUUUGAAGCGCAUUUUAGAGCAAUAUGAAAACCCUCUGUCAGAAAUGGAACCAAAACUCAUAAGCGACAGAAAGCUGAAGAUGAUUUUCUACCGGAUAAGAGAGAUUCUUCAGUGUCAUUCUUUGUUCCAGAUUGCUUUAGCCAGCCGUGUGGCUGAGUGGGACACGUCUGAGAUGAUUGGAGAUGUAUUUGUGGCCUCAUUUUCCAAAUCUAUGGUAUUGGAUGCAUACAGCGAGUAUGUGAAUCAUUUCAGCACAGCCAUGGGAGUUGUGAAGAAAAUGUGUGCGUCAAAGCCUGCUUUCCUUGAAUUUCUCAAACACUGCCAGGAGAGCAGCAGUGAUCGCGUAACUUUGUAUGGGCUGAUGAUGAAGCCGAUUCAGCGUUUCCCACAGUUUAUUCUGCUGCUGCAGGACAUGCUAAAGAACACUCCUAAAGGCCACCCUGACAGGCUGCCUCUGCAGAUGGCUCUGACUGAACUAGAAACACUGGCAGAGAAACUGAAUGAGCGGAAGAGAGAGGCGGACCAGCGCUGUGAAAUUAAACAAAUAGCCAAAGCCAUGAGCGAGCGCUAUCUCAAUAAGCUCCUGAGCAGUGGAAGCAGGUAUCUGAUUCGCUCGGAUGACAUGGUGGAAACUGUUUACAAUGAGAAGGGAGAAGUGAUCAAAACCAAGGAGCGCCGCCUGUUCCUCUUGAACGACGUGUUAAUGUGCGCCACUGCCAACGUGAGAUCACACCCUGAAGGCAGUGGGGCUGUCCCCUCCAGUCAGAAGUUCCUGCUAAAGUGGAGCAUGCCUCUGAGCCACGUGGACGUAGUGGAAUUUGGCUCCAGUGAAGAUAUGGGGGAGAACGUCCGAUUCCCCCCACAGCACUCUGGAGAGAAAGUGGUUCUCAAUGCAAAACCAAGUAAACUCUACAUGGGACCAGGACAGUUGUACCAGGAUUUGCAGAAUUUAAUCCACGAUCUAAAUCUUGUUAACCAAAUCACACACAUGAUUGGAAGUCUGAAAGGACACUAUCAGAAUGUAAACCAAGCCGUUGCUCAGGACUGGAUCUCGGGACUCCAAAGACUGAUCUUUAAAAAGGAAGAAGAGAUCAGAGCAGCAGACCGCUGUAGGAUCCAGUUACAGCUCCCCGGGAAGCAUGACAAGUCUGGAAGGCCUACAUAUUUCACAGCGGUGUUUAAUACAUUUACUCCAUCUAUCAAGCAAUCCUGGAUCAGUAAUUUACAGAUGGCAAAAUUGGCUCUCGAAGAUGAUAACCUGCAGGGUUGGUUCCUUGCAGAGGAUGAUGGGAAUCAGAUCAAAAAGCAGAAGCAUCCUCUUCUACUCAGACAAAUGCCUGUCAUUAUGUCUAAACUCCAGGAGUUCAAGGUGGAAUGUGCUGUUCAUAACCCUGAGCCAUUCUGUGGAGAUGAUAACAUACCAGACGCAUUGUCUAUGGGCCAUGGGUGUCUCUGGAUUGCCAGCUGUACAAAUCAGAUGGGUCAGAUCUCCAUUGUGGCGCUUCAUAACUCCAACCCCAAAGUGACAGAAUGCUUCAAUGUGGAGUCUCGCAUACUGUGCAUGGUGCACAUCUCUCCUGAGAAGACUCAGGAGGAGCUGGAGGGUGGCCCCGAGACCGAGCACAUGACAGGAAAGAGCCCUGACUCACCAACUGUGUGCCUGGGCAUGGAAGAGGGCAGCAUAUCAGUGUAUAAAAGUUGUCAACGGUCAAAGAAAAUUCGCCUUCAGCAUUUCUUCACUCCAGACAGAUCAACGGUAAUGAGUUUGGUCUACAGUUCUCCAUGCCUCUAUGCUGGCCUAGUGAGUGGAGCUGUUGCUAUCUACUCCAGAACAGAAGAUGGUGCCUGGAGCACAGAUUCCCCAGCGGUGGUCAAACUGGGGGUCCUGCCGGUGAAGAGCAUGCUGGCGAUGGAAGACACCAUCUGGGCAUCUUCUGGGGGGCAGGUCUUCAUCAUCGGGAGCCAGACGCAGGCGAUUGAGCGUCAACUGGAGGCACACCAGGAGGAAGGCAUGGUGAUCUCCCAUAUGGCUGUAGCUGGAGUGGGAAUCUGGAUUGCUUUCAGCACAGGUUCCACCCUCAGACUCUUUCACACAGAAACACUGGAGCACCUACAGGACAUCAACAUUGCAACCCCAGUGCACAACAUGCUGUCGGGUCACCAGAGGGUGUCGGUGAGCAGUCUCCUGGUCUGUCAUGGCCUGCUGAUGGUGGGGACAAACCUGGGAGUCCUGGUGGCUCUGCCUGUCCCUCGACUACAAGGCAUUCCCAAAGUCACAGGGCGCGGUAUGGUGUCGUUCCACGCCCACUGCGGGCCUGUGAGAUUCCUCACCAUGGCCGAAGCCAUCACAAGGGCAGCGCAGAGGAGCAGUUCCGUGGGCAGCCUGCCUCGCCCCAUGGAAGGGAAAGACGGAGAAAAGGCGGUGGCUAACCCGCUGGGAUCAUCCUCGUCCCUGGCCAGUGCGCAAGACAAAGGGCUGUGGCUGGGAGACUCCAGCAGGCCCAUCGCUCAGCAGGGCUCGCUCUCCUCCUCCUCGGGGUCCCUCGCGCUCUCCCACGGCUCGCUGGAGCACGGCCCCGAAGACGGCGCUCUCUACGACCUCCUGCACGACCCCAGCUUCGCGCACCGGGGCAAGAAGACCCAGAAGGCUGCGGUUAGCUCGGUGCUCGUCGUGUCCGGAGGGCCGGGCCACAGGAGAGUGAUCAAGAAGACGAAGGCGCCGCGUCAGGAAGAGACCGUCUCCACCAUCAUGGUGUGGCAGAUCCCGCUGCUCAACGUCUGAGGUCCCUCAAACAGCGGCUCCUGGCUGCGAGUGCAGCUUCGUCUCUGCUGCCUCAUCUCACACUCAGGCGCAGCACUAAUCAUCAUAUCUUUACUCCACUGCCUCGUUAGCAUGAUCUAGCCGAACAAUGGAACAGAUAUUUGUGGAGGCCGUGUUGUUCGCGAGGUACUUGAAGUCCGUUUCGCUCGAUGACUCAGAAAUCCACGGAUCCCUGCUAUUUUGAGUCCAUUGUUGCUAAGCCCACAGAUUUUCAGCAUGCAGAGAAAAGCAUCAAAUUGUGUAAUAUUUUUGAACAAUGUUGUGAAAUUGAAGUCCCUUUUAAUAUUUAUUGCUCCUGACGUCUGAAAUAAUAGUGAGCAGUUCUGAGUUCUGGUCAUCCAGGCUUCUAAAGGUAAAAUUUUUGGGGGGAAGGUAAUUUUCUGAAUGGUGUUGCCACUAUGUUUUUAAAGGUGAAUACCUUCAAAUGAAACACCUCGAAUGUAACUUAAAAUUUUGAAUAUUUUUUUUCUGCUUUUCAGAAAAUGUACAGCUGUUUUAACAUCAGCCUUUCUGAAAAACGGUGUCUGCUACACUUUUUAUUUGCUUUUAUUUGUAAUAGGUGCUUUUAUUCGUAAUAGCACCUCAGCUCAUCCCAGCAAUUGUUCUGCAAUAACUCUUUGAAGACCUUGAAUAAGUCUUUAGCUUGAUAAUCUCCUGAGAUGUUUAAGCUUGGACUUCAGGAGGGGUUUUCUUUGUAGCUAGUGUUUUAGCCAGUCUAAAACAUCGACACGCAACAAAUUUCAGCUUUCAAUUCAAAAUUGGAGAAAUAGGUUUGUCUUGAUAGAUACAUUUAUUUUACCAUAUAGGAUGCUGAUUUUUAGCUGGAGUAGUCUAAAAAUACUCAGUUUAAGAAAGGCUGAAUUUAUAUCAGGAUAUGUUUAACAGCAAAUGUAAGUGGAGUUACUUAGUAUGUCACAUGUCACGAAUUACUCAGAAACACUUUUUUUCAUGCAGGUGGCCAUAGUACGUUUUCUGUUAAUUCCCUGUAUUACUCAUGUGAGUGAUGACGCACCCUGGCUGGCCAGGGGGUUUUGUGUGUUUUCUUAAAGUAUACAAUAGUGAGCUUCCUCACCCCAGACACUGCCUAAUGAACAAUUUGCUUGAUAGCCAAACAAUGAUCUUCAUAGAUCUUGCUGAAAUGGUCCUUGGUAAUAACCAAGUGUUUUUCUUUCACUAACCUACAGAAAAACAAUUAUUUUAUUUUUGCAAAAUCUAGCAAUAUAAGGCAACAGUUUCUUCAAUUUAUUUUAUUGUUUGAAUGUCAUCUUAUGUGAUUAUAUUUGACGCUUUGGGACUUUGUUUAACCAAUAACCUCUGGUUUCUUUUAAAGUUGCUGUUCUUCCCUAAAUGUUAUCUAAUAUUUUGUAUAUUGAAAAGAGAACGGAAAACACACAGUUGAAACUAGGUAUAUAAUGUGCUACUGUGACGUACAUAAGAUGAUUCAUUAUCAUGUAAUAAUUUUAAAAUGCACUUUAGAAACAGAACAAUUAAUAGUUGAGAAGGAACUGGUUUCAUAAUGAUACCUGGCAUAAGGUAUCAUUUAAGCAUGUAUAAAGUAAAAAAAAAAUGAAAAGAUGAUUACAGAUGUGAUUGCAUCUGAAAGUCCUAAAAGAUCCAAACUCAAAUUUAGAUGUCACAGAUUUCAAAAUGAAGAUUGUGGAUAUUCUUGUAUUCUGGACACAUGAUUUGUCCCUCUGGCUGUUUUAGGAAUGUCACCCGAAUUUUAGCAUAUUCUAAAAAAGGGAAGUUGCAUUAGCUGAAGCUUUAAUGAAAAUGAAAUACCGAACUUCGUGUGUGCUGGUCUCCUGUUACUGAAAUGAGUAUUGCUUUUUCAUUUAAAAAAACACUUCUACAGUGCGCAUCUUUUUACUCCAGUAACACCCAAUAAACUUACAGUGUCAAUAAAAUAUAUGAGAUCAUAAAUGACUGGCUCUGAUUCAUUUUCUUUCUUCUGACAUAAUUACUUUUGUUUGAAGUACAUUGCAGCCAUGCUUCCAAAUGCUUGUGACAAUAGAAGGAAGUUUUAUUUUCCAAUAAGAACCUCUUUAGUAACGCAACUAAAAAUACCAUUUACAAAGUAAAAUGCCCUGCACACCAGACUGGGAUAGAUUUUCAGAUAACAUUUUGUCAACAUUCUUUUCUUGAUGGGUCAUAAUCCUGUGGCAGUUUUGCUGAUUGAUGGGUUGUCUUCACAAACAGGCUAGUGUUAGUUUCAAUCUGAUGAACACUCAAGGUCAGUGCCAAAAUAUAUAGCCUUGGGAAUUUGGCCCAGUGCCUCAGACUCAGAAAUCAGACCUAUUCUAGCAGUUUGCACAUGCUUUAUAAAGGUGAUAUUCUCCAGCACUGCUUUUCUAGGAUGGUUAAUCAAUGCAUCCUUGUAGUCAUGUUUUAUUAAAUACCAUCAUUUAAGGCUUUCUGCUCUUGUCAUUAAGGAUACCUGUCAAUUUCUGGGAGCACAGGUCAUUUACAAGCCUUUCACUAUUUCACCAAUACACGUCAGCCAUAUUAGCCCACACUCUUAGAAAGGCCAAGGAUGGACGCCCCACCAGUGAGUUUGUUUUCAAAUCAAAGGUGAGGUCAGCAGCUCGGGCUCUGGGAAGAACGCAGUGCCACAGCCACUCAAUACACUUACAAUGGAGGGUUGCAAAAUCCCUGGCUUGUAAAUGUUUUCCCCAAGAAUAUACCUGAGUGAUUGGUAUAAUUAUACAGUUUUGGUUAAAAGAGCAAUAAUUCAGGUACACUUCAUUAAAAAAAUAUUAACAGUUACAAUACAAACACUACACACAACAUAAUCAUACUACACACAAAUUUCCAUAUGUACAUUACAAGUUUACAGACAAUGUAUUUCAGAGACCUACAUCUAGACCACCAGGGAAAACCCCCAGAUGGCUAACAAGUAUUUCACUCUUAAAUAAUUCUGACAGAGGCCAAAAUAAGAGAUACUGUAAGCUGCCUUCUAAACUAAACAAAUGCCACAAAAUAAAUGGGAGCCUGUCUCCCUGUUCCAAAAUGCACCCACUAACCAGAGGUGAGGUUUUCCUCACUCAGGAAAUCAGAGUUCCCUAAAAGGUACAGAAUAGCAAGAUUCAAAUAUUUAACUCCAAUCUGGUCUUGUCUCAAACAAGGACUUCUCGCAUGGCUCACGGUCCAAGUUCUGCCUCUUCCUGUUUCCUCUCUCUUUCGUGGUCUGCUUUUUUUCUGGUCUGUUCCUUCACUUUUAUCUUACACUUUCGAUACUCUUUACCAUUUUCCCAGAACCUGAAUAUCCAAAAGGUUAGCCAGAAGAUUUUUUUUGAUCAGUGUGUCUCACACGCAGCUCAACUAAGAAACUUCUUAUGAAACUGCACAGAAUGGGUAAUACCUAAAUAAACAUCACUUGGCUUGAAUCUCUUGGAAGUGGAAACAUUGACACAAGUUAGGUAUUGCCCAUUCUGUCUAGAUUCUUAAGAGACGCCUCCUCUGUCAUCUACCUCAGCCUGUAACAAUACCAAAAAUAAGACAAUUUUGUCUGUUUUUUUGCACCUUUGAGAACAAUUGGCAAGUUCAGGUUUAUUGUCAUUAUACUCAUAUACAGGUAUAU
This is a messenger RNA of Lepisosteus oculatus (spotted gar), 7935 nucleotides long. RefSeq names its product Rho guanine nucleotide exchange factor (GEF) 10 (gene arhgef10). The record is from RefSeq and is a predicted model, not a curated record. Gene Ontology annotation, cellular component: centrosome. Gene Ontology annotation, biological process: actin cytoskeleton organization; positive regulation of stress fiber assembly; mitotic spindle assembly. NCBI's taxonomy places the organism in Eukaryota, Metazoa, Chordata, Actinopteri, Semionotiformes, Lepisosteidae. Gene Ontology annotation, molecular function: guanyl-nucleotide exchange factor activity; protein binding.